Messenger RNA from Staurois parvus, 350 nucleotides. Lineage: Eukaryota; Metazoa; Chordata; Amphibia; Anura; Ranidae. The record is from the annotation of a GenBank genome assembly.
CAGGUGUUCCAAUCCUCUCCCAAUCAUGUGAUUCAGGUGUUCCAAUCCCCUCCCCGUCAUGUGAUUCAGGUGUUCCAAUCCCCUCCCUGUCAUGUGAUUCAGGUGCUCCAAUCCCCUCCCAAUCAUGUGAUUCAGGUGCUCCAAUCCCCUCCCAAUCAUGUGAUUCAGGUGCUCCAAUCCCCCCCAUAUCAUGUGAUUCAGGUGUUCCAAUCCCCUCCAUAUCACGUGAUUCAGGUGCUCCAAUCCCCUCCAUAUCAUAGUCAAUAGCUAAAGACCUCCAAACUUGGUGUGGCCUUCAGAUGAGCCCAACAACAGUGCGUAGAGAGCUUCAUGGAAUGGGUUUCCAUGGC